Molecule: messenger RNA, 4069 nt
Organism: Protopolystoma xenopodis
Lineage: Eukaryota; Metazoa; Platyhelminthes; Monogenea; Polystomatidea; Polystomatidae
Source: the annotation of a GenBank genome assembly
CUCACAACUUCCUAUUUCAAUGACCGGUCUUAAUAAGCCCGAGCUUAUGUUAGCUCAACUAUCUACCUCCUCACUCAUUAGGUUUACUGGGGCCACAAUGAGACCAACAAAGAAACGUUGGCUUUCUCAAGCUCUCCUAGAAGAUGGAGGGAACGAACAGCCUGGCUGCUUCUCUUCUGACACUCAGCUAAACUUGCCUUCUAGUCUUUGUCUCACUCCGGUUGGUCAAUCUAGCCUCUUCACUUGCCCAAUAUCUAGUGCUUCGGGCCUCGCUGCUCUAACCCCACACAUCAACCCAAAGAAACGUCUUAUUUCUCAGUUCUCCUGUUCUGUGACCAGCUCUCCUCGCUCUUGUGACCAUGUAGAUUCAAUUGUAAGCAGUGACCAAGCCAAAGCUAAACUAGAAUUCACUACCACUGAUAUUUCUUCAAACACAGAUCCUACUUCAGGCCUUUCAGUAAACCCAAUCACCUCAAAAGCCACUGAGGAUCAUUUAAAUGCUCUUCGGUCGGGCAACUAUCAGCCUACUCCCGUAUCCGGGCGAUCUGAACCGAGCCAAGUCGACCAAAUUGGCCAAUUCGAUAUAUCUAUUGGUCCUAGUGAUGCCAGCGCUAGAACCACUGUAGUCCCAACCUCAUCAUUACAUCGGUCCGCUCGAUUAGUAGACAACAUCGCCAACGGCCCAGAAGCUGCUCAGUCAACUCAGAUUACUAGAGCUAGUCAGAGUCAUGAUGACACAAUUGAUGAGCCUGGUAUAUCACAUAAUGUGAUCAGCAUGUCUUACCUGAAUCAUCACCAUCAACUAGAAGAGACAGAGGCAGGCUUGUUUGAACGUAUUCAGCACAUAACGGCAGAUCUUCAACAGUUUCAAGAGCCGAGAUCGUCCCCGAUUGACAAACCCCGAGAGCGCAUUGGAAAAACAGAGCGAGAUAGGCAGCAAAAAUCAGCUGAAUCGAAGAAACUGCCCCCAAAAAAGGCAACAUUGAAAAGGCAGCAAGAAGAACAGCGCCUUCAAGAAAUGCGCAAGGUUCGUGUCUCUUUGCAUGAAUAUCGUAGGCGUCGUGGGCUAGCAUCUCUACCUUCGGCCACUGGAAUAACCAAUACAUGCAGCAAUAUGUCCAAUCGCUCUCAUCUCUUGUCCAGUCUCAACGUCGAUCUUUUCCGAUUUGAGGCGGAUGAAUCCAAAAUCACGCUUGACUGUUUGCCUCGACUUAAUAAAAAAAAUCCUUAUGGUUUGAUGACUCUGGCAUCAUCUGCAACACUCUCACUUGGGGCAGAAGGGCAUGCUAAAAUAGAUGCUAUUCAUAGCCCACAGUUACCGAGAUCCACUCCUCUUGAUACUUUCAAUCUUCAACCUCCCCAGUCAUCGGUCGGCCUCUUUCUUGUCUCAGAUCAACUCGAAACCGAUCAGUCCUCUCCACAUGGCAGUUUGUUGCGUGGGGAGCUUGGCCGCCCCACGUCUGUACUUAGGUCCCGCACAUCUGAAUCCUUAUCAGAGCUGGAACUUGAAGCGUUGCCAUGCCCAAUAGCCAUGAUAUCUCAUUCUUCACCGCAAUCAUGUUUGCCGAUUCUCGAAACAGCGGUGUCAUCAGCCCAAGAUCCGCCGCCUUGUCCUCAACAGCCUCCAGCAACCAGAGCUGCUGCAAACUCUUCGUCUUCUUCGUCUUCCUCCUCAUCGUCAUGGGCUUCACUUCCUGGAGGCAAAUCAGGUCUUGUUACCUCUGACAUGCUCAUUCGUAUCAGCACUGAACUUGAUGUAAAGCUGACUCACGAUCGCCCCGAACUUCUAGAUACUGGUUGUGUCAGUUCAGCAGCCAUAGAUCCUAACGAGCGGGGGCCCAGGACGCCUAGCGAGCCGUCUGACCAAGAAGAAGCCGAUGACGACGAUGAAGAAGCGAUUAUAAUUAAUGGAGUUAAGAGCGCUCGACAUAAUCGUAUCGUAAAGGAAUCUAACACCUAUGUUCCUUCGAAAACUAUUGAAACUUCUUUCGGUACAACCUUAGUCUCAGAUAGCCCACGACCUGUAGCAAUAGCUGGUAUCGAAACUGAUUUGACUGGAUUAGUUGCGACUGCAAAAAAGCGAGAUCGAGAUGCAUUCUAUCCGCCUAAUGGGCUAUCAGCAUUUGAAUAUGAUGAGAGACGAAGCACCAAGUAUCGUGCGGAGGAAUCUGGUCAGUCAAAUGGUCCAUCAAGGCCCAGAAGUCCGCGAGACUCGGCAUCCGACAUACGGCCUCCCUCUACUUGUUCUUCCGCACUAGCUUUAGGCAGUUGGCGCGGCGCCCUAGAGCCUGUUAUGGACGAAGCGAUUAUUGGAGGCAAACUUCAACUUCCAAGUAGUCACGGUAGUUCACCACCCUCGCCUGUUUCAGAGGCGUCCAAUAGUCCUGCUGCUCGACUUGGUUGUGACUUCGGAUCAACUUUUGUCCCCGGAACAACUAUCACGAGGUCUUCUAAAUCAUCACUACGAUCACGAGAAUUAUCUGCUGUAAAGCUUCACUCAGGGACGAAUUUCUCUGAUAAACUGAUGUCAAUGCCUUUACAGCUCCCAUUAGCUUCAAUACCCCCUCCACCACCACCACUACCCACUUCAUCUCUCCUCCUCCCUCCUCCUCCGCCCCCCCCACCCUUGUGCUCUUCUGCCAUUGUGGUCGGCCCAAACAGCGAACCAGACGUAAAGCAGUCAUCACCGCUUUCGCUGACUGCCAGUGCGCCCCACUCUGCGCGCGACUAUUUUAUUCGCCGAGACAAGGAGAUUCAGGCAUGGCAGGAGCGCACUACUCUGCAACACCAACUUGCAAAACAGCGCUGGCGAUUACCGAUUCCACAUCAUCACCACAAUCAGCAGCACCAACAUCAUCCUCAUCUCCUGGUUGCAACGCAUUCUAUUCCACCUCCACAGCUACUUCAACCAUCGCCUCAAUCUACACGCCCUCCUCAUCUUCCACUUCCCCCCUUAAACACUUCUUUACCUCCUCAGCACCAACAGCUGCAGCAGUUUCAACCACAACCACAACAGCAAAAGCAAACCCCACAGCAGACAUCGGUUCUCUCUACUGGCAUUAAUAUGUCCCAGCCAUACUUUUGCUCACUUAGAAUGUUAGAUGGUGCGGCCAAAGGAGGCAAUCAACCUCUUCUUUCUCAGCCACACCAGUGCGACCAGAUCCGCACCAGACUCCCAUUUGAGCCAUCAGUCUCUUCUGGGAUAAAUAUUCCUCCCUGCCUCAACCCUGGCACUCCACUUGCCUCAAAGCUUAGCCCCAAUUCUGGGCCCAUACUAUCGAGUCCUGGGUUUAGCCAUCGAACACAGCAUGUCUCAUCGGGCUCUUGUUUGCCUAGCAAGUCGACUAUUUUUUCUUCUCUGCCGCCACCCUCUUAUCGAGAUGUCACUCUCCUCCACAGCAUCUCUUUGCCUAACUCCUCUUCUCCACCACCACCUCUGCCUAUCACUCAUCCACCUUCUCUCUCUCUACCUUUGCCCCUUCCUCCCCCUCCUCCUCCUCCCCCACCUCCAUCGCUCUCCAUUCCGCCCUCUCUUCUUCAGGUUCCUCCACCUCCACCCCCACCACCACCGCCUCAACCAUCAUUGCCCCUACCUUUACCUCUUCCUCUUAAUUUACCUCCACCAGGUCUCCCUUCUCUAGACAAAGUUCCAGGGCCCAUCCAACUACUUGACACUUCACUUCCUCCUCAUCCUUCUUUCUUAUCUCGCAUCUGGGAGCAUAGGCCGCCGACAGGACGCUCUUCACCUCUCUUUUCCAGGGAACACAAGCCUCACGAACGAAAUUAUCUUAGCUGCCAUUUCCAUGAUCAGCUUCAAACACAACGUAACCAUUCUUUUCCCCAGGCCCCCAAUGAGCCCUCUGGGAGCCAAUACCCAGGGGAUUCUGGCUUCCGACAACGGCACGCCUCUUCCGAAGCCCGUGUUGAUCGUGGACUUUCCGUUCAAACUACCUGCUUGUCCCAUCAACUUGGGGUUGUAAGUUCUCCUUCAAUUGGCGUAUAUUCAACGCCGCCGCCACAACUAUCUUCUGCAGCCACCAAUAUAGUCAGCAUAAUCACUGGCGCCAUC